GAUUAAAGCUUGCUGGUGCUGAGUGGAAAAAUAAUCAAGUGGGAUUAGUUCCAUCACCGUUCACCAAAUUAGAAGAAUCACAAAUUCGAUGGGUCUUAAAGAGUGAGGCAAUUGAAAUUAAUGAUCAAACGGUUCAACUUCCAGUUUAUCUUAAUGAAGAUCGAAGCGAUUUACUUUUCAUAAUUAAUGCAAAUGCUAAGAAAGAAGAUAAGAAUAAAGUUGCUCAACGUGGUGUCGCAGUCGUUAUCUAA
Messenger RNA from Funneliformis mosseae, 251 nucleotides. Lineage: Eukaryota; Fungi; Glomeromycota; Glomeromycetes; Glomerales; Glomeraceae. The record is from the annotation of a GenBank genome assembly.